Molecule: messenger RNA, 1185 nt
Organism: Metarhizium acridum CQMa 102
Lineage: Eukaryota; Fungi; Ascomycota; Sordariomycetes; Hypocreales; Clavicipitaceae
Gene: SEC62
Product: Translocation protein S62
Biological process (GO): post-translational protein targeting to membrane, translocation
Cellular component (GO): endoplasmic reticulum membrane; endoplasmic reticulum
Source: RefSeq, a predicted model, not a curated record
AUGUCAGCACCGCCGCCGCCCAACGGUCCCCCCCAAGGCGGCAUUCCCAUGCCAAUGCCUGGCCAGCGUCCCACGCCCGAGCAGAUUGCUGAGAUUCAGCGACGGGUCGCUGAGGAUGCUGAAAAGGCCGGAAUGACUGUUCCCGAAUUCAUUGAGCACAUCAAAAAACAGGCGAUGGAGCAGCAACGAAUGCGCAUGAUGCAGCAGCAGCAGGCUGAGGCAGGCGAACAUGUUCAUGGAGAACACUGCAACCAUGAUCACGGCGACGGACACCACCAUCACAAUCACCAGCAAGGACAGCCUCAGCCAAUUGUUCCUGGUCCACCAAACCCCAAGGCUCUAGCACUAGCCAAGUUCUUGAAAAGCCAGGACCUUAAACCUCGUACGAGUAUUCUGAAUGGAGAGCGAAAGGAUAUGUUUAGAGUCAAGCGAGCACUACGAGCCCUACAAACCCCAGCGUACGAAAAAGCACGAAAGAAGAACCCUCUCCUACCCGAAAUCACAGACCGGGCAUCGCUCGAGAAUGCCUUCAAACUCCUCCCAUUAAGCAUGCUUGCUCUGAGAGUCAGCAAGAUUGAACCCGAGGAAGGACCCAAUGGCAAGAAACCCAAGAGAACAAAGGGCCAAUGGAACGUUCGCAUUGAGCAACAGCAGGAUGCCGGUGACGACAUGUACUACGUGUGGCUAUGGGAAGGCAGCCAAGUGAAGCGCCAGCUGUAUGCCGCUUUGGCGCUGGUUCUGAUCUUCAUCAUAGUCCUCUAUCCCCUGUGGCCACUGAAGCUGCGACAGGGUGUCUACUACCUUAGUUGGGGUCUUCUUGGCCUCCUGGGUCUGUUCUUUCUCAUGGCCAUCUUCCGAGUCAUCCUCUUCUGCGUUACAUACUUUGCUGUGCCUCCCGGUCUCUGGCUGUAUCCCAACCUUUGGGAAGAUGUGUCGUUUAUGGACAGUUUCCGACCUGUUUGGGCCUGGCAUGAGUCUGCCGCCGACAAGAAGAAGAAGAAGAAGGCUAAAUCCGCAGCCCGCGCUUCGGCCAAAGUGCCUAAUAAUGCCUUUGCCGCUUCGACUGGUCAGAUAGCACCAACUACUGCGACAACCACGGGCACUGAUACCCAGAUUAAUGUUGGCAAUGUCCAGCAACGGCACUACGAAGCUCCCAAGGUUGAGGAGCUUGCUGACGACGAGUAA